Molecule: messenger RNA, 510 nt
Organism: Eremomyces bilateralis CBS 781.70
Lineage: Eukaryota; Fungi; Ascomycota; Dothideomycetes; Eremomycetales; Eremomycetaceae
Exons: 1
Coding region: 44-238 (64 amino acids)
Source: RefSeq, a predicted model, not a curated record
CCGGGAAGGUGUCAAGCACUAGCUCAUUUCAAACCAUGCAGAAAUGCGCUCUGUGACAACGGGGAAAGUUUUCAGAGGCGCCGACAUUCCCCCAGGUGGAUUGAGGAAGUCGAUGCUGCACCGCGAGGUUCCACUCUCAAUAGAGGACCUUUUCUACUCCCCAAGCGCCGCCAUAUACGACGAGACUGCCUCCAAGAUUGACAGCUACUUCAUAGCGGAGGCGAUUCGGACGGCAUAGGAGAUGUGACUACAUCGCGUGCCCAAUGAUACUACGGACGCGUCAAUCCCGACAUAGGAAAGCUUUAUAUGGUAUCUGUAGACACUUCACUGACCUUGGGCAGUAUUUCUCUAGGCACUCUCCAUGCCCCUUUAGCCUUAAGCGUGGGAACAGUGGUUGGUUGACGAUUCUGACGCGGUCUGGUUUCUAACAUAUCAGGGUUUUUCACAAGACACAAGCAUCGGGAGUGGAAAAAGAUUCAAUUUCCAGAUAAAGUAUACCUUGCUGCACAG